Messenger RNA from Mercenaria mercenaria, 968 nucleotides. RefSeq names its product E3 ubiquitin-protein ligase TRIM33-like. Gene Ontology annotation, biological process: positive regulation of DNA-templated transcription. The annotation marks the transcript as partial. Gene Ontology annotation, molecular function: ubiquitin-protein transferase activity; zinc ion binding. The transcript is spliced from 2 exons. Gene Ontology annotation, cellular component: chromatin; nucleoplasm. NCBI's taxonomy places the organism in Eukaryota, Metazoa, Mollusca, Bivalvia, Venerida, Veneridae. The record is from RefSeq and is a predicted model, not a curated record.
AUGGCGUCCGGUGGGAGUGAAUACACGUCUGACGAGAUUUUCAAUUUUAAAUGUUCGCCUUGUCUGGCAAAUAACCGGAAUAGGGAAGCUGUGAAAUAUUGCGUGGAAUGUCAGGGAUAUUAUUGUCAGUCUUGUGCUGACGUGAUUCAUAUGAUACCUGGUUUAAAAAGUCACACACGUUUGGAUAAUUCAAAAUAUAAGUCUCGAGGCCUUCCGGCAGGGUUACCAGCAGUGCCGACAGAGAGAUGUAGCACACACGAGACAAAGAUCUUGGACAUGUACUGUGGUAAUCACGAUGAGGUUGGUUGUACAACUUGUAUGGCUUUAAACCACAGGUCUUGUGCUGAAGUGCUGUCCAUUCCAGAUAUUGUCGACAGUAAAUUUCAAACGACAGAUGUUGACAAAAUACACCAAAAGUUGCAACACUUGAAAAUGUUCAUGGAAGAAAUUAUAAAAACUAGACAAAGACUGAUAAAAGACUUAAAGAAGUCUAAGACGGGGGCAGUAAUGGCGAUAAAGGACUUUCGAAAAGAAAUGGAAACCAUUCUUGACAAACUAGAAAAAGAAUCUGUUAAAGAAUUAGAGAUGAAUUUCACAGAAAAAGAGUCUAAACUGUUGGAAGAGAAGACGAAAGCAGAAAAUGAGUUAGAUGGUCUGAAACAAGCAGUGAACGACUUGAAGAAAUCAGAAGGAAACAAAGCCCAACAAUUUGUCUCUAUGAAAAUGUCUUUGAAAGGUAUUGCUGAAAUGGAGGACGUAUCUCGUUCAUUGCAAACAAGUGUUGAUGUAGAUAUAUCCUUUAGCUUUGAUCCUGCUAUACUGGAAUUCUUACAGCAGUUGAAAACUUUUGGAUCGGUCCGACAGGAUUCUACCACUGCUCUAACAUCGCCAAGGACAACCGUCUAUUCUGUUAAAGAUAUCGAGAAUUUAAACAUCAGAGUCCAGAAUGACAACCAAACAUGUCUUGU